GACCACCCCACGUGACAAAUAACACGUCGCGUUUAAACCCCGACGCGACUACGUUUAAAGAUCGAUAACCUCAAUCAACAAAAAUUCACCCUCAUCCUAAACCAUCAUGGCAAAAUCAGCAACAGAAUCAACGACAAAGGCCGCAACAAAACGCGCUAAUGCCAAGACCGCUAAAGCUGACAAGGAGGACAAACCAAAGCGCGCACCAAGCGCAUACAACCUCUUCGUACAAGCUCACAUGAAAGAGUGGAAGGAGGCACAUCCCGGCGCACCCAUCAAAGAAGCCAUGUCCGAGAUUGCAGCAAUGUGGCGGGAUGCUCCCGAGAACCCAAAUCGCGGCAAGGAGCCAAAGCCCAGGAAGCCAAAGGCUGCAGCUGGCGCACCUAAAGCUAGCCGCAAGAAGAAGCAGCACCCCGCCACCAUCAAGCGAUGCCGAGAAUACCGGCGAGGCCAGCGACGACUAGUGCACCAUUCUCCUGCUUCCCUUUUGUUGCUCCUGACAUUAUAUUCCUCCGUAAUCAUUCAUUUCACUGUACUCUUUCACAUCCCCUUGAGUUGUAGAGCCACGUGGCCGAAUACACAUAGCCUCUCCACCAUCACGCUUGAUCAUAUCGAAAGUCUGGCCCUGUCUGCCUGUCCAAGUGACGGCACCCGGACUUACCGGCGUUUGUUUCGGUUAGACAUUCUCCUUCCAAGGAUCUACGCCUCCAAUGACGAUCGCAACGAUGCAUGA
This is a messenger RNA of Suillus subalutaceus, 733 nucleotides long. RefSeq lists its product as uncharacterized. The transcript is spliced from 6 exons. NCBI's taxonomy places the organism in Eukaryota, Fungi, Basidiomycota, Agaricomycetes, Boletales, Suillaceae. The coding region runs from base 107 to 733 and encodes 208 amino acids. The record is from RefSeq and is a predicted model, not a curated record.